Molecule: messenger RNA, 1115 nt
Organism: Oryza sativa Japonica Group (Japanese rice)
Lineage: Eukaryota; Viridiplantae; Streptophyta; Magnoliopsida; Poales; Poaceae
Source: RefSeq, a predicted model, not a curated record
AACCAACUUUAUCAGUGACGUAAAAAAUAGGCAAAAUUUACUACAGAGCAUCUAAAAAACGUGUAAUUAGCUUGUUGGACACCGUAAGAUUGCGAAUUUGCUAUAGGGCACCAUCAAAAAGUGGUAAUUAGCUGGUAGACACUUAGACCAUUAUUUUAUUAUUUUUAGAGGAAAAGAGAUGAGAGAAUUUUUGAAUUGCCGAGAAUGCCCCCGGUGGCGCACCACGUUAUCCCGAUCGGUCCGGUCGAACCAGACCCAGUCGGUCUUGCCGAGCGGCGUGGCCAGAGCGGCGGCGCGACAAGUGGCCAGCCCGCGAUGGCGUCAACCGCGUCUCGCCAUCGUCACUGCGGUUGUAGCUCUCGCUUCCGCUUCAUGUCGCGUCCAGUAGCGGGUAGUGUUCGAUCGCGAGCGUCUCGUCUCCUUUUUCUCCUCGCAUCGCACGAGCGGUUCGCUUUGGGCUAUAGCGCUCUCUCGGCGUGGACGCGACGACACCGAGUCACCGACGAACGAGAGCACGCAUGACGCCGACGCUGACGCCAUGGACGAGCAGAGAGUUGCUGCUUCUGCUGCUUACUUGCUCGCCGUGCUGGUUUUGAGCCUCGUGGUGUCCGACUUGUCCUCUGCCGGUGUGGCGCCCACGCCGCCGGAGGUUCUUUCUUCCCCAGCCGCCGCCGGCGAAGCGGAGGCGUUGCUGGCCGUCAAGGCAGCACCGCAUGACACGGCCAACGUCCUCGCUGACUGGAACGCUGGUUUCGGCGUCAGUGACGGCGGCCCGUGCAACUGGAGCAUGGUAGCCUGUUCCGAGGCCGGCCAUAUGGACGGGAGCACCGGGAUGCCGAGGUGGGCGUCGGCGCGGUUCUUGGGCUACGACAUCGAUCUCUCCCACGCCGGCAGCGACGACCUCCGCGCGCUGAGACGAGGAGCGGGUGAUGGUGUUCACGACGCGCCGGCGGCAAGGAGGGCGUGGGCGCAGCUGUAUUGCAGCCGGGUCGGCUCGACCGGACCUAGUCGGGAUAACGUGAUGCGCCACCAGGGCAUUCUCGGCAAUUCAAAAAUUCUCUCACCUCUUUUCCUUUAAAAAUAAUAAAAUAAUGUCUUGAGUGUCUACUAGCUAA